Molecule: messenger RNA, 2190 nt
Organism: Eimeria necatrix
Lineage: Eukaryota; Apicomplexa; Conoidasida; Eucoccidiorida; Eimeriidae
Product: protein kinase (incomplete catalytic triad), putative
Exons: 4
Coding region: 1-2190 (729 amino acids)
Biological process (GO): peptidyl-serine phosphorylation; autophagy
Cellular component (GO): cytoplasm
Molecular function (GO): protein serine/threonine kinase activity; ATP binding
Source: RefSeq, a predicted model, not a curated record
AUGCGGCGUCUGCACCUUCCCAGUCUGCGCUGCCCCAGCAGCAGCAGCAGCAGCAGCAGCAGCGAGGAGCUGCGCAGCAGCACAGAUUCUGCUUUUCCCAUUUGUGGGGAAGAAGGAGAUGGGGCCCCUCUGUCCCCGGGGGGCCCCCCUUCUGAGGGUUUGCUGCAGGCUGCUGCUGCGCCAGUGCAGCAGCAGCAGCAGCAGCAGCAGCAGCAGCAACAGCAGCAGCAGCAGGACUGCAGGGAGUUCAGUGCUGGGGGCCCCACACCCCCCACUGCUGCUUCCUCCCCCCGGCUUUGUGUCUCUUCCCACCGCAGCAAAGAUAAAAGCGGGCAGCAAACCCAAGCAGCAGCAGCAGCAGCAGCAGCAGCAGCAGCAGCAGCAGCAGCAGCAGCGGGGGAGCCACAGGGCGUGCAGCAACAGCAGCAGCAGCAGCAGCAGCAGCAAAGCAGCAGCCGCUCUCGCCUGGAAACACUCCAGUCUCCAGCUGCUGCUUCCCCGCUAAGAGUCCUCGAGGGGGCCCCAGAGGAGGCCCCGGGGGGCCCCCCAGGGGCCCCCCGUGGGGCCCCCCCUGGGGGCCCCCCUGGGGGCCCCCUGGGUGGGGGGCCCCUGGACGGGUACCUGGGGGGCCCCCUGGGGGGCCCCCUCGACGUUCCUCUCGGGGGCCCCCUGGGGAGCCCCCUGGGGGUGCCCCUGGGGGGCCCCCAGGGGGCCCCCCCUGGGGGGGCCCCCCAGGGGGCCCCCCUGGGGGCCCCCCAGGGGGCCCCCCUGGGGGCCCCCCCGGGGGCCCCCCUGGGGGCCCCCAUGAAGCGGAGUUGGCAUCAGCAGUUUAAAAGAUCGGCUUAUAGAUUGGGUUUGGGGGUGGAAGGUUUGCUGCGGAUAGAUGGGGGGGGCCCCCCCUUGAGGCCCCUGAGGCACCCGAGGAGGCGGCCGCAGCAGCAGCAGCAGCAGCAGCAGCAGCAGCAGCAGCAGGUGCAGCAGCAGCUGCUGCUGCUGCAGGGCGACGCGGGGGGCGCUGCGGAGGAAGAGGAGAAGGACGCGGAGGAGCCUGGAGAAGCUGCUGCUGCUGCUGCUGCUGCUGCGGCUUCCCCGGGGGCAGCAGCGGGAGCAGCAGCAACGGGAGCCGUCACAGCAGCAGCAGCAGCAGCAGCAGCAGCAGGACUCAGCCACGGAGACUUCAACUGGCAAGAAGCAGAGUUAAUUGGCAGAGGCAGAAGUGCUCUUGUCUUUGCUGUUACGCACAUUCCCUCCCGCCUAGUUGUUGCCAUCAAGGAGAUCCACGUGGGCUGCUUUGGGGUGUAUACACACCUGGAUGAAGCCACCAAGACAAACAGAUAUCAGCUGGCAGCAGAAGUCACCGCGAUGUCGCUUUCUGCGCACUGGGUGGGCCCUUCGCAAGCAGCAGCAACAGCAGCAGCAGCAGCAGCAGCAGCAGCAGCAGCAGGGAAGAAGUCGCUGUGCGCUCCGCAUCAGCUGCCUGCAGCAAAAGAGGCAGCUGAGGCAGCAGCGGCCGCGCCCGCUGCAGCAGCGCCAGCAGCAGCAGCAGCAGCAGCAGCAGCAGCAGCAGCAGCAGCGCCGCUGCCUACUUUUAUUGUCCCUUUUCUUGGAGCCUAUCGCUGGCUGUCAAGAAGAGGCGGCUGUGUCCAUUUGGUUUUUGAGUUUAUGGAAAGAGGGUCUUUGGGAGAUUUGCUGCGGACAGCAAAGCUUGUUGCUGCUGCUGCUCCUGCUGCUGCUGCUGCUGCUGCUGCUGCUGCUGCCGACGGCCACGCGACACCCAAGCAGCAGCAGAUGCCGCUGCUGCAGCAGCAGCCCUCCUUUGCUUCGCGGUGGCUCUACUGGAGACGCAGCGGCAGCCACAGAGCUGCUCAGCAGCAGCAGCAACAGCAGCAGCAGCAGCAGCAGCAGCAGCAAGAGCAGCAGCUAAAAAGAGCCACGAGGAAACGAAAAGCGAGGCCCGCAGGAGUCCCUGAGCACUUCCUCAAACUCAUUGCCUUUCAGGCUUUGGACGGACUCUCCUUUUUGCAUGCGCAGCGAGUUGUCCACAGAGACAUAAAGCCCCAAAAUAUCCUUAUCAGCGCAAGAGGUGAGCAGCAGCAGCAGCAGCAGCAGCAGCAGCAGCGGCAGCAGCAGCAGCAGCAGCGGCAGCAGCAGCAGCAGCAGCAGCAGCAGCGGCAGCAGCAGCAGAGUUAG